AUGAGGCUGCAGGUAGGAAUCAAAGCGCCACCGCCUCUGCCUACACCCCGAGGCAGCCCGAAUCCCGACGCAGCGGCGAAUGAAUUACGUGGCUCAUACCGGUUUCUGUCGACAUCUGAUAAACGAGACAGAGCGGACUAUACGGGGCUAGAUGGGCGCUCCACGAAGAGGAAAAGAAGACGCAAAGACAGAGCUAAGGGUGAUGAUACGGCCAAGGACGUUGUGCCAGAGAACAGUAACGCUGCGGCAAUUCGGGAAAGCGAUAAGACUGUCCCACGUCCCUCGACCAUUGGGGAACAGGCGGCAGCUCCUCCCUCUCUUCAGCUUGAAUCGGUAUCAGAACUUGCAGACGCCUCCAGAGUUGAAACGGGUUCGGACUCAGUGCCGGAUAGUAUUAUGGAGAAUAUACUUAUCAACUGCGUGCGGUUGAACGAUCCGCUUGGAAGGUAUGGAAAUCGAUCAAAGCAGACUGCUGUGACAAUGAGGGUCGAGGAUAUCCAAAGCUUUGUGGAUGGAAUUGUCCGGCUACAAUACACCGAUGCGGUUCGGGCAAUCAAGCAAGACAACGCCUUUUCUACGAGCAAAAGUAUACAGACCCGGUGUAACGAAACCGUCUAUUGGGAUGUCAUCAAGAAAGGCGCAGAUCUCCUUGAUCCGAAAAGUCUUCCAAUUCCUAAAGGGCCUCUCGAUGAGUUCACAAUGGCGGAGAAGGUUGCAACCGAGGGUUUCAUGAGAGAAGCUGGUUAUGGACUCAGCCUUGCUAAUCAGCGGCAGUGCCGCAUUUUCUGGAAGAGACUAUGGGAAAUGCGUAGGACCGGCGUUGAAAAGAUUCUUUUGUAUCGGACCAAAGAGUUCGAUCGCUUUUGCAAGUCUUAUCCGUCAGAAGCAGAGAUGCCCCUCUCAGAGAAAGUUCGGCGUUGGGAAGACAAGUACGGUAUGCAAAUCAAGCAGCUAGAAAGUCGGGUGACCCAGGAGAGUAUGGGUGACUUCGGUGGAAGACUGUGUUUGACUCAGCCGCAUGUGGCAGAGAGACUAAAUAUUCCAAUGGCUGCAUGGAACAAUGCAGGCAACCCCUGGUUUUCUUAUCAAGAGGCAAUCGCUUUUCAAUUCAGUGGGCCGCAUGAGCCGUCCACCGCACAGCUUGGUGGGUAUUUUGACUUGCGUCCGGGGUCAGAUACAAUGAGAAACAAGUCCAUUUUUGUUACCAUAUUACCCAAAGAGAAGGCUUUCUUUUCGGUUUGCUCCAUCAUUGCAGUCCAGGAAGGGGAUUUCCUAGGAAAUUUUUCUGGAAUGAUUCGCUAUUCGGGGCGCUGCAACGACACGUAUGGUAUCCCUGGACCAAAGGAGAACCUUUGGUUGGAUUAUUCUACAGUCACUGGGACCCUCAAUCUUAUGGGAGUAUCGCGCCCUGGGGAUGAUUCGAAUGUACGCCUUGAUUGGGAGCUGUUUGAAGAUCGAAAGGGAGAAAAAUCCUGUCUAAUGUGGAAAGUGGCAGUUCGGGCGGUCCGGGCGAUAAGACCAUUCGAGGAGCUCAUUCGAGCUGCUCACCGGAAAGAACAAUACCUUUUGCAUCAGUCGCCAGUUUGCGCCAAAAGGGGAUUUAUGAAGCAUGGACAUCCAAGUACCGAAUGA
Penicillium brevicompactum is the source of this 1632-nucleotide messenger RNA. RefSeq lists its product as uncharacterized. NCBI's taxonomy places the organism in Eukaryota, Fungi, Ascomycota, Eurotiomycetes, Eurotiales, Aspergillaceae. The transcript has a single exon. The record is from RefSeq and is a predicted model, not a curated record. The coding region runs from base 1 to 1632 and encodes 543 amino acids.